Messenger RNA from Populus nigra (black poplar), 468 nucleotides. RefSeq names its product 11-beta-hydroxysteroid dehydrogenase-like 4A. The transcript has 3 exons. The coding region runs from base 1 to 468 and encodes 155 amino acids. The record is from RefSeq and is a predicted model, not a curated record. Lineage: Eukaryota; Viridiplantae; Streptophyta; Magnoliopsida; Malpighiales; Salicaceae.
AUGAUCUUGAUGCACAGAGCGUUGAAUAUUGUGCUUCCUCUUGCCAUACUCAUUUUACUCCUGAUAAUUCUACCACCUUAUCUUGUGUUCAAGUUGCUGAGCUACAUUAAAAGAUCCAUAUUCAGUGAAAAUGUGGCCGGAAAAGUUGUUCUCAUCACUGGAGCAUCUUCUGGCAUUGGUGAGGAUCUUGCUUACGAAUAUGCUGUAAGAGGAGCUAGAUUGGCCCUUGUUGCAAGAAGAGAAGACCGUCUUAGAGCAGUUGCUGAUAAAGCCCGCAAUCUGGGUUCGCCAAAUGUUUUUCAGGUCCGUGCGGACAUUUCUAAGGUUGAAGACUGCAAACGAAUCAUUGAUGAGACGUUGAACCACUUUGGCCAACUUGAUCAUUUGGUUAAUAACGCUGGGAUUUCUCAAGCCGCGUAUUUCGAAGAUUGCACUGAAGUCUCUGAUUUGACUCAUAUUAUGGUAUGA